AUGGCAGCCGCUGCCCCAGCAGUGCCUGCCCUAUCCACAGCCAACGCCAUCCCAGAUGGUGAGGAUAGCAAUCUCUCUAGUCCUUUAAGCGAGGUGGAAGAUAAAGACGGGGAGCCAGACGACCCUGAUGCCAUGGCCCUCGAUGACCCCGAACCACACGACGCCGGUUCUGACUCCGAGAGUAAUCUCUCCGAUGCGAACGAUACUGAGGCCGAAACCGAGCGCCUCUACGACACUCCACAAAUCACCCGACAUAAAAAUGUCGUGCUCGGCCAGAUCGACGAGGACGAGGCCACCCAGGAAACACCCACGAAGCAGUCGACAGUCGUUGUCGCAGAUGCUCUCCAAGAAGAGGACGAGUCCCUCUCGGAUGUGGACAUUUCAGCGCCUCCUUCCAGUCUACCUGACGAAACUAGAUCACCUAUAAAAUCUCCACAAUCUCCGUCUACGGAUGAGAAGAAGCUCUCUUCCGAUGCGAAGAAGCGAAAGCGAUCGCCCGUUGCGGACCAGUCUGAUUCAGAAGGUCCCCUUCGGAAGAGGGCUACCUCGGUUGUAGUACCGGAUCGCGAGACAAGCGCGAAAGAUGUACCAAUCGAUUCGAAGACGAUUAAGCCUCGAUCUGUCCGGUCCGGCUCCGGCGCGUCGGCCGAUACCAAGGAUGAAAAGGCUGUCACCCCACUCGGGGGCGCUUCUCCUGCUCCAGAACCAAUGGUAACGAAGAAAGUGACGAGAAACGGUAGCAAACAAGCAAAAGCUGCCAUCACGAACGGUGCCGAAAAUAGAGAUGACGACGUCGCUAGUGUCGAUGAAGCCGAAACCAAAGGAGAGGGUGAUGCAGCUGAUGCUGAUCACGAUGGGGAUGUAGAUGCUGCUGCGAAACACGACGAUGAAGAAGGUAAUGAGCCUCGAAGAAUGCACUUUUCUCAGGACUUGGCCAUGACCCUGGAGCUAACGCGCCGCCACGCAGCAGAGAAGAAACGCAUUGCCAUUGACGAAUGGGGUGCGAUAGAGGAGAAAUUCAGCAUCUUCAGAGAUCGACUGUAUAAAGACCGACUGGAAAAACUCGAGCGUGAAGAACAAGCCCUUACCGCCGAUGUUCCCUAUCACCCCGAAUAUCUCAACAUGAAACAAUGCCUCGACGAACUACAUGAGAAAAAGGUCCAAACAAUAACCAAAGAACACGAAUAUAUUCUUGAAGCUUAUGACCGGGUUGCAGUCGCUCGCCGAGCGAUAAUAUGGGGGCAAUUCUAUCAAGGGAUACGCGAGGCGAGAGAACGAAUGCUCUCGGAGUUAAAUAAGUCGUGGCAUGAGACACAGAAUGCUCGCCGCAGUGCGCAUAGGGCCCCGGACUAUGGUCUAUUGUUCCCAUCCACCCCAGCGCAACGAACUCGGAAUGCCGUGGCCUACAACACCGAGGUAUCUAUUGUUUCGGGCAUAGCCAAGCAUGUUGGGUUUCCUGCCGCCCCGCCCAUGCAAGGAGCUAGCUCGGGAGAGAUUGAAGAGGAUCUUGACGCCAUGCAGCUCGCCGCCAGCGGCAGCAGUCUAUGA
This is a messenger RNA of Scedosporium apiospermum, 1548 nucleotides long. RefSeq lists its product as uncharacterized. The coding region runs from base 1 to 1548 and encodes 515 amino acids. Gene Ontology annotation, biological process: negative regulation of transcription by RNA polymerase II. The record is from RefSeq and is a predicted model, not a curated record. Gene Ontology annotation, cellular component: Sin3-type complex. Lineage: Eukaryota; Fungi; Ascomycota; Sordariomycetes; Microascales; Microascaceae. The transcript is spliced from 3 exons. Gene Ontology annotation, molecular function: histone deacetylase binding.